Molecule: messenger RNA, 924 nt
Organism: Papaver somniferum (opium poppy)
Lineage: Eukaryota; Viridiplantae; Streptophyta; Magnoliopsida; Ranunculales; Papaveraceae
Exons: 2
Coding region: 206-793 (195 amino acids)
Source: RefSeq, a predicted model, not a curated record
CUAUCUGCUACCCUCGUUAAAAGAAUCUCCUUCUAGUUCUCCUACACCUUUUCCUAGACAUAUUCCCAUUCCCCUCCCCAAAUCCCCCCACAAACCCUAACAAGCAAACAAGCUAGUGAUUCUGAUUUAGCUCAGUUCAGCUCAUACAUUGAAGGUUUGGGAUUCAUACAACGUCAAUCAAAGAAGAAACUUUGUAGAUUCAGCAAUGGGGGAUAAUGAAUAUUAUCCAAGAGACCAUUACGCAGAGAGACAGCCAACAAGAACGACAUCAGAUUCAGCCUCAUAUUCAACAACUAGUGUUCAUGUAACAGCAUUAGAUGGUUUAGUCAACGUAAAUUCGCUAUUCACAAUUGCAGUUUUCGUAGGUUUGUCGUUAACAACACCAGGUCAACAUAGUUUAGAGAACAAAGAUAUUUGUGACGCUGGUAUUGAUGUUGCUAAACGGCUCUUAGUUUACGAAGUUGUUUCGUUUAGCUUUUUUCUCUUUUCUAGCUUAAUUGCUCAAGGAUUAAAACUUGCUAUUAAUCUUCUUAAUAGUAAAGAUGUCGAUGAAGGUUUACGUGCACACAUUAACAUUAAGGUCCUAAGGUUUGGAAUGUUGGGGUCGGCGAUCGGGUCAGUUAUGGGAUGUAUUUUUCUGAUGUUGUCGAUGGUGAAUGUUAUUGAGAUUAGAUUAGGGUUAUUGUCUUGUGGUAGUAAAGCUGCUGUUCGUGCUGUUGCAACCUUGACUACAUUGGUAUCAUCUGCACUUGUUGUCUAUAUUACCACAGCUUUCUAUGCUUUUACUCAUUAGAUCAUAGUGUAUUUGUAUACAGUUUAAUUUUAUGAAUCCCUGCAUUUUCUGUAGUGUUUAUAUGUACAUUUGAUGGAUUUAAUUUUGUAUUUUGUGAUAAGUAUAACAGCUAUCUGGUAGAUAAUUUUGUA